AUGGCCUAUAUCGAUCGUUAUGUCAAUCGUGAACCUUUAAAUCGCGUUUGCACGAUCGCUUAUCGUAUCAUCUACUCCGAUUCGCUCCGAAAUCGAUUGUUCGCCAGAGAUAAAUGGCACCACCGUCAGUUUUGUGGAGAAAGAAGAAACACGGCACGGCGUCCGGCGGCCGAUCAUCGAGUUACGUCGGUGGACAGGCCAUUUUCGCAUCUCAAACGACGACGCGAUAUCGGGUCACCCGAUGUGACACAUAUACUGUUCACGCCGCGUAUAUAUGCGCACAAGGCAUUUAAUAAUCCAACGGAUUUACGGGCAUCUAGAAUCCUUGUAUUUUCCUCAGCUAUGCGCGCAGGCGAUCGUGGCGCCAUCCGCGACGAUGUCCGACGUUCCGUCGCUUCCUCGACCGUCGGACAAUUGCGUCAACGACGAGGCGGAGCGCACAAUGGCGUGCGAUACGUAACGUCUCGGCGGGGGAGUGUGUGGUCCCCUUCACCGCAAAGUGUCCUGGUGUUUUCGGACGUUUGCCCGUCGCAACUUCUGCGCGUCACAUUUAGUUUCCUGGAAUCAUCAGCGAUUCAAUACGACGCCACGACGUUCGAGAACGAUCCCAACGGACGACAAUGACGGAUAAGAUGUAGAUCUCUUACUGCGUGGGCUGCGU
Molecule: messenger RNA, 661 nt
Organism: Monomorium pharaonis (pharaoh ant)
Lineage: Eukaryota; Metazoa; Arthropoda; Insecta; Hymenoptera; Formicidae
Exons: 3
Coding region: 1-624 (207 amino acids)
Source: RefSeq, a predicted model, not a curated record